AUGAGUUUUGAUUUUCCACAAAAUUUGCAAAAAGUCUUUUUCUCUCAAUUUGAUCAGAAUGAAUUACAAGAGCAUUUAGAAGAUAUUCAGACCCUAGUUUUAUCUGAUAAUAAAAAUGAGUAUGAUUAUGAGCCAAAAGAGCUUGAUACAGAGGAUAUAAUAAUUUUGGAGGAGACAACUUAUGAAAAAACUUGCAGUAGAUAUACUAAAGAGAUUUCUAAGGUUAAAGCAAAGCCAAUUAUAUCUUGA
Molecule: messenger RNA, 249 nt
Organism: Dentiscutata erythropus
Lineage: Eukaryota; Fungi; Glomeromycota; Glomeromycetes; Diversisporales; Gigasporaceae
Source: the annotation of a GenBank genome assembly